Molecule: messenger RNA, 2233 nt
Organism: Branchiostoma floridae (Florida lancelet)
Lineage: Eukaryota; Metazoa; Chordata; Leptocardii; Amphioxiformes; Branchiostomatidae
Product: ras-related protein Rap1-like
Exons: 7
Coding region: 671-1246 (191 amino acids)
Biological process (GO): signal transduction
Cellular component (GO): plasma membrane
Molecular function (GO): GTP binding; GDP binding; GTPase activity
Source: RefSeq, a predicted model, not a curated record
UGAUCUCGCAUUUGUAAUAUAUGAAUAAAUAAAUUGACAUACGUAUAGUAGGCGGAUAUAUGAUUUGAACAUGAUAGCAGUAUCGAACGAUAUCGCGGCCCAGAUAUGAUAUAAUGAACACACACAACAUACCCUGUGACAAAUUCGAUGAGCCCAGUACCGCAGUUAAAUUUGCCGAAAGUGGGACUCUCAAUGAUGUACAUUGCUGUACAUUGAGAUGCUUUCAAGCACUCAAUAUCGUUAUCAUGAAGCGUUCCUUUCAAUUCAUAACGAAUUGCGGUCCCCCGGCACCAUACCUUCCUUCAUUAGAGGUUUUUAUUGAUGCCAUCGUUUGAUUAUCGCCUGACCCGCAGGCAGCCACUUUCUUCCAGAGUAUCAGUUCAGAGAGAGUGAUACAAAACCAGCGCGGUUUGAUAACGCCCUGUAUGUUUGAUUUUCACACAGCGCGCGGCACGGGUGAUCAUACAGACUUCCCUUCCUCGGGUUUGCUCAGGACUGUGUGUAGCUUUCCUCAUCUUGGCGCCCCCGCCAGCUUGUAAUAGUCUAGAGAAGGAAGGAAGAAGGAGGUGAUUUUUCACAGGUGAACAGGCCAGGGAAAACAAAUCGCUAACCGCCGCGGUGCGGUGACUCCAUCAGACUUGUUGCACAGUGGAAGGAUGUGGCUUCCCCCAUGUACACCAUAGUGGUGCUGGGUUCACGUGGCGUGGGCAAGAGCGCCCUGAUAACACAAUAUGCGGAGAACCGUUUCGAAGAGGAGUACUACCCGACAAUCGAAGACAAUUUCAGAAAGACCGACGAGAUAGAUGGGAAGUCGUGCCUUCUGGAUGUGUUAGACACUGGAAGCCAGGAGGAGCACAAGUCUCUCCGAGAGGGCGAUCUGUCCCGAGGCCAGGGUUUCGUCCUGGUGUUCUCCCUCACACAGGAGUCUUCCUUCACAGACCUGCUGGAGACAUGGGACAGGGUGCUGCAGGCCAGGCCAGGGGGAGAGGUUCCUAUGGUUUUGGUGGGCAACAAGUGUGACCUUGUGUCCGAGCGGGAGGUCAGCGAGGAAAGAGGAGAAGGUCUCUCGGUCAAGUUCAACUGUUCCUAUUUGGAGACAUCGGCAAGGCUAGGAACUAACGUUCAUGAGGUGUUCCGUGGGCUGGUACGGCAGAUUGUGAGGACGACACCUGGGUCACGUGAUUAUGACUGGAAGCAAGAAUCUCGCGGCCAGGACAGAGGGUCUCGCAUGUGUGUUCUCCUGUGAUAACUAUUAAAGUCACAAGGACUUUUUAUCGGAGGGAGGCAGACUUAAAAUCAGGGCUAUCCUUACACUCCUCCGACCAAAAUCUCAAAUUGGACUAUUGGAUUCUGCGGCAGCCCGCACUAGUCAACAAACGGACAAAGCUUGAUUUCGAUGUCGCAAAAAUUGUAUUGAUUAAGCUGCCAUCUAUUUAGGCAGCCAUCUUGGGAUCACUUGACCCAAAUCAACCAAUCACAACAUUCAAUCGUGGACAACUGACCCACACGAACCAGUCAAACUGUUUUGGCAGGUGCACCCCUAUCUUCAUGCAUGAAAAGAUCAAGGAGGUUUUAUUGAUAAAACCUCCUUGAAAAGAUCAACUGAAACGUUACCACAACUUUUAUAUAAAACCAGUUUCCUUCCCAUUAUAGGGUUCUAGUAUCGCAUAUCGUCCUUUCCGUAGCAUUGCGUCUCAUAGCUGUGCAUGCAGUACAGCACUGGGCUACUCCAUUUUCCAUGGCGCGUGUUUAAAAUUGAGUAUGAUGAAGCCUAUCUACGCAGUCACGUGUGGCUUCCCUCUCCGUCAAAAAAGAAAAUAAACCCAAGCUAGUACGCCACACUAGGACUCAUUAGUCUAGUCUAACGUUAAAGGUAAGACGGGGAAUACGCUUGAAAAUGGUACUUAGUAUUUUCUUUUGUAUAAUUGAACAAGAAAUAAGAAGAAAAUUAUACACACAGCCUUCGUGUCUCGAUGUUUUCUUCUGGGAUUCUUGGUUGGACAUGAUUCCAUCGCCUCUCAGCAAUGGCAGCAAUGCCGGCAAGCAGCAACGUCGCUUGCAGUAGUGAGAUUGUUACAUAUAUAUCGCACUCCACUCAAGACAUUUACCCCACGCAUUAGCGUCCAUUAAGAGAUUAGACGUAACAUCGGAGUGACUGGGUCCCCUACUGCGCAGCAUCACAAGGCUUAGAAAAAUAUGGCAUUCCAUUUUAGGUCCCUGUUUGAACAAUUUG